Trichoplax adhaerens is the source of this 12594-nucleotide messenger RNA. RefSeq lists its product as uncharacterized. Gene Ontology annotation, cellular component: membrane. The record is from RefSeq and is a predicted model, not a curated record. The transcript has 25 exons. NCBI's taxonomy places the organism in Eukaryota, Metazoa, Placozoa, Uniplacotomia, Trichoplacea, Trichoplacidae. Bases 1 to 12594 code for a protein of 4197 amino acids. Gene Ontology annotation, molecular function: protein binding.
AUGGCCGCCAAGAUGAUUGCGCUAGGACUGUUGCUACUUUUAGCAGUGGCAAGUAGUCAAGCACAAUUUAAUUGUACAUUUGAAUCUGGCUUUUGCGGUUGGACACAACCUGUUAACGCUCCAUUAAAUUGGACUCUAAAUAAUGGCAGUACUGCAAGUUUUGGUACUGGGCCUUCUCAAGAUCACACUACUGGAUCAGGCUUAUAUAUCUACAUAGAAGCCUCAUUUGUCCAGUCCAAUAUUUUAGCUACCCUUUUAUCUCCAUUGGUAACAAGUGGUCAAGCAUGCUUAACAUUUUGGUACCAUAUGUAUGGACCUGAUGUAGCUACGCUUAAUGUAUCGACUACCGUCAACAACCAAGAUUCGCUGUUAUGGCAGCGUAGUGGAACCCAAGGAAAUAAAUGGCAAUUGGCAAGGAUACAAUUUAGUCCCAAUACCAACUAUCAGAUCAAAUUUGUGGCAAAACGUGGAUCUGGUUUCGCUGGCGAUAUCGCAUUAGAUGAUAUUUCAAUGAUCCCUAAGGCAUGUCCUUUAACCACCAAUUGUGAUUUUGAAAUCGGGACGUGUAAAUGGGUUCAAGAUCAAACCGAUGGUUUCGAUUGGAUAAGAGGUAGAAAUGGCAAUGAUCAAAAUGGUCAAGGACCACCAAUGGAUCAUACACUUCAAAGUCCUGUAGGAUACUAUUUGUAUACAUCAUCAAGUAGCAAUCCGGAUAAAACGGCUCGUGUCAUGAUCAGUCCACCCUUUCCACCAACUCCUCCAAUUGGCAAGUGUAUGAAUUUCUAUUAUCGAUUAACUGCUAAUGCUGGUACAUUAAGAGUUUUUAAUCAAAUCAAUGGUGCAAGAGGCACACCGUUAUGGCAAGAAUCGGGUAAUCAACAAGGUCUAUGGAAACCAGGCCAGGUCACCAUGAACAGUACUUCAGGCACUUGGCAGCCUGUCUUUCAAGCUGAAACUGCUAAUGGACAGGGUACCAUCGCUAUUGAUGAUGUCAGCUUUUUUGAUCAAGCUUGCCCUCCACCAGGUAAUUGUAACUUUGAAAAUGGAUAUUGUACAUGGAUGAACGCCAUUGCUGGCGACAACUUCGAUUGGAUCAGACAUCAAGGAUCUGUUCCAAGCACUUUAACUGGACCACUCAGUGAUCAUACAUUAGGAACGGCUAAUGGCUAUUAUAUUUAUAUGGAAGCGACUGGCCGUCAGCGUGGACAAAAAACGGUUUUACAAAGUAUGGUCUUUCCACCCGCUCCUAAUGGACGCUGCUUAUCCUUCUGGUAUCAUAUGUAUAGCCCAUUCGCUUUUGGCCAAGCAAGUUCCUUAUCCAUUUAUAUCCAAAAAGUUGGCAGCAAUUUUGGUAGUAUCUUAUGGUUAAGAAAUUCAAGUGCUGGCGAUGUUUGGCAUAAUGCUCAUGUUGCAUUUAGCUCCAGUCAAUCCUAUCAAAUUUUAAUCGUUGCAACACGAGGCCAAUCUUCCCUUUCUGAUGUUGCUAUCGAUGAUAUUUCCUUUACCACCACUUGUAAUGCUUCCUUUACUCGACCAACACCAAAGCCAACACAGGCUUCUACUGCAUUACCAUCUACUUCUUAUGAUUGUACUUUUGAAAAUGGUUUUUGUACAUGGACUCAAGAUCUUACCGAUUCUCUUAACUGGACUAGACAUCAAGGUCCGACAUCUUCUUCCGAUACUGGUCCACGCGUUGAUCAUACCACAUCGAGUACAAGUGGAUGGUAUGCUUAUGUUGAAGGAUCCCAUUUCUUCAGUAAUAACACUGCUCGAUUGAUUAGCGCUACUAUUACCCCAACUACUGGGCCUAUGUGCUUCCGAUUUUGGUACUACAUGUUUGGUGAAGAUAUUGAUACAUUUAAUGUCUACUUUAAAUUUGGCAAUGUUCUCGGAUCCAAGGUCUGGACACGCAAAGGCAAUCAAGGUCCAAGUUGGAAACUUGCACAACUUCAAUUCCAACAAAGUAUUCCAUUCCAAUUAGUUCUGGAAACCACUCACAUUUCUGGCAAUUAUAGAAGUGAUAUUGCCGUUGAUGAUAUUAAAUUCAAUUUCCAGCAAUGUCCUCCUCGUUCCUUAUGUGAUUUCGAAGAUUCCAGUAGAUGUGGCUAUACACAAGAUAUUAACGAUAACUUCGAUUGGACCUAUUUUACCGGUGCCGGAGUUGCAGGCCAAUGGUCACCUAUUAAUGAUCACACAACGUAUACAUCAUCUGGUCAUAGUUUCUUUGCCAAUAUGAAAUCGCAAAGUACUGGCGCUGUAGCACGAUUAAAUAGCAACGAACAACCACCUACUGCUGGUAGCUGUUUAAGCUUUUGGUAUAUUGCUUAUGGUAGCAACUAUGGUUCAUUGUCAGUUUACACACAAAUCGGAGGGACAUUGAAUAAAAUAUGGAGUGUCCCUACCACAGGAAUUACCGAAGCUGCUAGGGCAUGGCUAGGAAUGCAAGUUACUGUCCAAAGUCAGCAGCCUUAUUUCAUAACCUUUGAAGCUGCUCGUGCCACUGGCAUCAAUGGUACCGUCGCUAUUGAUGAUGUCAACAUUUCACCAGGUGUUUGCCCACCAUUGGGUGAUUGCUCAUUUGAGAAAGGCACUUGCUUAUGGAGAAAUGCAGUCUCUCUUGAUAAAUUAGAUUUAUUGAGAUGGAGUGGACCUACUCCUACCGCAGGCACUGGUCCUAGCUCUGAUCAUACCCUAGGAACUGAUGCAGGUCAUUUCAUGUAUCUUGAAUCCAGUCUGGCUAGUAAAGGUGAUAACGCCAUCUUCUUUAGUCCUGAAUUUGGUCCAAGAUCUACUCCUCGAUGUUUCACCUUCUGGUAUCAUAUGUAUGCUCGUAAUAAGGAUCAAAUGGGUUCACUAUUGGUCGUUUUCUCCGAUAUCAAUUCUAAUUCCGUUAUUAAAAACAUUACUGGUUACCAAGGUCCAAAAUGGAAUUAUGCUGCAGUUCCAUUGCAAUCCAGCACUCUUCCCCACUGGGUUGCUUUUGAUCUUAUACGAGGAUCUGGUAGUUAUAGCGAUAUCGCUAUCGAUGAUGUUAUCUUUUAUGAUGGUGCUUGUCCAACAGAACCUGCUACACCAUCUCCUAAUCCAUGUGCUGUUCGUUGUUAUAGCGACUUUAGCAAAUGUAUUCCAUCGAAUCAAGUUUGCGAUUAUAAUAUGAAUUGUCCUGAUGGAAGAGAUGAAUUAAAUUGUGGUGGCUGCUCCUUUGAAAGCAAUACUUGCCAAUAUACAAUAAAUGCAGGCUCCGAUACAUGGGUACGUGGAAAAUAUGACACACCGAAAGGAAAUAUUAUGCCCCAAGUCGAUCAUACUACCAAAUCAACUACGGGUUGGUAUAUGCUUGUCACCGAUGCUACUGGCCUUAACUUUGGCGAUGCUAAAUUAACCAGUAAAAAGUUACCACCAACUAGUGCAACUUGCCAAGUUCGUUUCUGGUACUUUUCCUACGGUAACUCUACUAGAACAUCCGAUUUAGAUGUCUCGUUUAUCGAAGGACCUAUCCCUAAAACUAGAAUGAUCAAAAUUAGAAAUGUCAAUAGUAACAAAUGGCAACAAGGUAUUGCUUAUAUGGGAAGAAGAGUUCAACCUUAUCAAUUAACAUUUGAAGGAUCACGCGAUUUCUUGGGCAGAAGUUAUAUGGCUAUUGACGAUAUCUCCAUGUAUGAAUGUGGAAUGCCACCAAAAUUGCCUAGCUGUUCAAGCAAUCAAUUCCAUUGCGGUCAAACCAAGGCAUGUGUUGAUUCUAACCUUAUUUGCGAUUUCCAAGAUGAUUGCGGAGAUGGUACCGAUGAAGCUCAAUGUGCUGCAUUCAAUGGAUGCAAUUUUGAAAAUGGAAUUUGCGAUUGGUCUCAAGUUUCUGGUAGUGAUGAUUUCAAUUGGGAUAGAACAUCGGGAACAACCUUUACAUCUUAUACUGGACCAUCAAGAGAUCAUACUACCGGCACUGUUACAGGCUAUUACUUGUAUAUUGAUGGUUUCUUCGAAAGUGCAGGAGCAAAAGCUCAACUCAAGAGUAAAUGGUUCCAACCCAAUACAUCGGGUAAAUGUAAAAUUAGAUUAUGGUAUCAUAUGCGUGGCACUGGCAUUGGAGCUCUCAAUGUCUACGCUGUGCCCAAUGGUGGUAAAUUGAUUAAAAUUUGGUCAAGAUCAGGUCAACUUGGUGAUGUCUGGUUGAGAAUGGAAGCACCUGUUGUCAGCUCACGCUAUUUCUAUUUUAUGAUUGAAGCUGUACGUGGAUCAUCGGAUGAAAGUGAUAUUGCUAUUGAUGAUAUCUCUUUCACUACGGAUUGUAAAUAUGCCAGUGGCACUGUCCCAUCCGUUCCCACUGGUACUCUUCCUACAAUUGUUCCUUCUCAAGUACCAAGCUGUUCUUCAUGGUCAACACCUAACUGCGGCUCUUGCAAUUUUGAUCAAGGCCAAUGUGGAUGGAGAGAUACCAGCAUCGGUGGAAUUAGCGGUUGGAUACGCGAUAGUGCUGGCAAUGGCCAAUCUUUCAAUGGUCCCUUGUAUGAUCAUACUAGUAAUAGCGGUCUUGGCUAUUAUAUGUACACAAAAGCAAAGGGUGGUUCUUUCUUAACAGAUUCCAAAUUAACUAGCCCUAUGAUGCCUGCAGCAUACGAUACUUGUACCAUUAGCUUCUGGUAUAAUAAAACUAUUUCUAGUACACUUGGAUUGUAUGUUGUUCAAAACGGAACUUCAACAAGACUCUGGAGAAGUUCAUUCUCAUUCAUUACUAAUCCUAAUGAACCAUUAUGGGCUAAUGCAUCAGCUGGUAUUGGACAUCGCUCACAAGGAUAUAAGCUUGAAUUUAGAAUUUCCGGUUCAUCAUUUUCAACAAGUAACGGUGUUGCAGCCAUCGAUGAUAUAUCCUUCACUGGAUGCAAUAUGCCACCGUCAGUUCCAUGUUUCUCUGGUAACUUCCAAUGCAAAAAUGGUAGAUGUGUCAGUCCUUCAGUCGUUUGCGAUUUUGCUAAUGAUUGUGGUGAUUCCUCCGAUGAGAUCGGAUGUGCCGCUGCUUUACCAUGGUCAUGUAACUUUGAAAAGGAUGAUUGUGGUCUUAUCCAAGAUCAAACCGAUACAUUCAAUUGGAGAAGAGAUUUUGGUGGUACCUUUAGUUCUCUAAGCGGGCCAAAUUUUGAUCAUACUUUGGCAUCAUCUAAAGGCUAUUACAUGUUUUUCUCCGCUAGAAGUAGCUCUCUCAAUAAAACAGCCCGACAAACUAUUCCUCAAACAUUUGGUACUCCAGGCACUGGAUGUCAGAUGCGCUUCUGGUAUCAUAUGUUCGGUCCCGAUAUCGGCGGUCUUAACAUUUAUGCUCGUACCAAUUUCAUGGGUCCGCUUAUCAAGCAAUAUUCAAUUAUUGGUAACCAAGGCGAUAUCUGGAAAAAAGCAAGUCUUACUUUCUCUGUGAAUGCACCAUUCCAAGUUGUCAUUGAAGCCGUCAAUGGUAAAUACCUUUGGGGAGAUAUUGCCAUCGACGAUAUCAGCUUUACUUCUGGAUGCACCAAAGUGAAUACACCACUACCGUAUGCACAACAGACCGAUCCAGGAUGUCCAACCGGACAAAGACGAUGUGGUACUACUGGACCUUGCAAGCCUUCAUCUGUGUUCUGCGACUUUAGAAACGAUUGUGGUGAUAAUUCUGACGAAGCUAGUUGCCCAAGCUCAUGUACUUUCGAAAACGGAAUGUGUGGAUGGAAAAGUCCUAAAGAACUUGGUGAUAUCCAAUGGAGAAGAAAUAGAGGUGGUACUCCAACCCAAUUCACUGGCCCAACUACUGAUCAUACAAAUGGCAACGGCUGGUACAUGUAUGUUGAAGCCGAUAACGGAACAUUUAGUGAUAAUGCCUACCUAAUCAGUCCAUUUUACCAGAACCCCGGCCUAUCCUGUACUUUAUCCUUCUGGUAUCACAUGUACGGCUUCGAUAUUGGUAGUCUUAAAGUUCAGAUUGCAUCUCCUACAGGAACAAAACAACUUUGGUCAAAAUCAAACGGUCAAGGCAAUAAAUGGAUACAAGCUACAAAUAUUCCAAUUCCACGUUGUGCAUCAGCAUUCCAGAUUUCCUUCAUUGGUUCAACAGAUUUCUUUGGAACGGCAGGUGAUAUCGCCGUUGAUGACAUAUCAUUAAAUAAUUGCUUAAAGACUACCCAAACUACAUGUGCAAGUGGCCAACUCAAAUGCGCAGAUAAUAGCGCCUGCUAUCCAGUUAGUAGCAAAUGUGACUUUGGUCAGGAUUGCUGCGACAGCAGUGACGAAAACUCUUGCACUGGCUAUACCAGAUGCAAUUUCGAAAAUGGCUUAUGUGGUUGGAUGCAAUUGAAAUCGGAUAACUUCGAUUGGGAAGCAGAACAAGGCAGUACCAUUAGUUCUGGUACAGGACCCCAAGCUGAUCAUACCACUGGAACUUCAACAGGCACUUAUUAUAUGAUUGAAACUUCUUUCCCUCAAUCACCCAAUGAAACUGCAUCCCUUGGUAGUCCAAUUUUAUCGCCAACUUCUAGCGGUUGCAUUAUGCGAUUUUGGUACAACAUGCUUGGACCGGAUGUUGGUAGUCUUACUGUAUCAACACGAACAAGUUAUACUGGCUCUAUGAGUCAACAAUGGUCGAAAUCAGGCAACCAAGGCCCAUCAUGGAUCAAAGCUUCUGUCAAUUUGCCAACAUCUUCAGCUGCCUAUCAAGUAGUUAUUACCGGCAAAGUAGGACCAAGCUUCCAAGGUGAUAUCGCCAUUGAUGAUAUUUCAUUUACACCUGGAUGCAAAUUUGGCGGUGUACUACCUGGACAACCAACUGCAUCACCAACUCCAGCUGGCCAAUGUACUACAUUUAGCUGCGAUGCAGGAUCUAAAUGCUUAGCUAUGUCAUCCAUUUGUAAUUUCGUUACUGAAUGUUCCGAUGGUUCUGAUGAAGCCAACUGUGGCUCUUGUACUUUCGAAACCGGACAAUGUGGAUGGCAAAAUUCAUACACUGAUAACUUUAACUGGACAAGACGUCAAGGCAGCACUCCAUCUAUUAGUACAGGACCUAGCUAUGAUCAUACUACUUUCUCUACCUCAGGCUGGUACAUGUAUACUGAAGUUUCUGGUGGAAGAAUUGGCCAUCGUGCUGAUCUACGUGGACCUCUUAUUCAACCAGUACCUGCAACCUGUAAAUUUACUUUCUAUAGUCAUAUGUAUGGCCAAGAUAUUGGUUCACUGGCGUUAUACAUGCUCAAUGCUCAAGGUCAGCGCAUUGCACAAUUAUGGGGAUUAAGCGGUAACCGAGGAAAUUAUUGGUCAAGAACUGCAGUAACCAUAGGCAGAAGACAACAACCCUUCAGGCUUCAAUUUGAAGCAUUACGUGGCAGUGGAUUCCAAGGAGAUAUUGCACUAGAUGAUCUUUUAUUUAGUAGUUGUAAAGUACCUACUCAAUGUGUUACUCCUUCAUCAUCUCAAAUCGUCUGUCCAAACAGUUUCUGUAUUAGCAAAGAUUUAUUGUGUGAUUUCUCACAAGAUUGUUUAGAUGGCUAUGAUGAAACCAACUGUGUUAAUUACCAACAGACAUGUAAUUUCCAAGCUGGAUUCUGCGGAUGGACUAAUCUUAAGGACGAUGAUUUCGAUUGGUCUAUUACCAAUGGCCCCGCAGCAACACCUAACACUGGCCCUUACCGCGAUCAUACUCUUGGUACUUAUAGCGGUAAUUAUGCCUAUGCUGAUGGCUCUCGUCGUAACUUUAACGAUAUCGCUCGAUUAGCAAGUAAACCAAUUGCAGCGACAACUAGUGCUUCCAAUUGUCGUAUCCGAUUCUUCUACAACAUGUACGGAAGCAGAGUUCGAUACCUUAGAGUUCGAUAUAGAACAAGUAUUGGUGGUACCUAUACUACCCGACUAAGUCUUUACGGCAACAAGGGACCAUCAUGGCUUCGUGCAUCAGUUCCACUUAUAUCUAGUAAACCAUUCCAAGUCGUUAUCGAAGCUGCUGUUAGUAGCAGUUUCACCAGUGAUAUUGCCAUCGAUGAUAUUUCACUCACACCAGGAUGCCAGCUAUUCACAGGUACUUUCCCAGUGACAGCCACUUCUACACCUGCUCCAUUGACUACUUCAACACCAACACAACGAGCUCCCAAUACUUGUUCAUCAACACAAUUUGGUUGUUAUAAUAAUGGUAACUGCAUCCCUAAGAGUAAAACUUGCGAUUUCAUCGCCGACUGUGGCGACGGAUCGGAUGAAUGGGCUUGUCCAUCUCAAUGUGAUUUUGAGAAAAAUAUGUGCGGCAUGACAGUAACCCAAAGCACCAAUCCACUUUAUACCUUUAAAUGGCAGUAUGCAUUAGCCCAUGAUGCAGCAGAAAAGCAAAGUAUUCGAUCUGAUCAUUCUACGGGAACAGGCAAUGGCCACUAUGUCUACUACGGUGGUGUAAUUGCGCCUACCAAUCCAAGUGCUGGUGUACCCUACAAUAACUUACGAACAAACAUAACAACUGGAAUGUACCAACAUGCUAGCUCGCAAUGUUUAUUGCAAUUUUGGUAUUAUUACAACGGAAAUUCUCCUGGCAGACUUCAAGCACACAUAUUAAAUCAAGGCGAUACUCAACCAACGAUUCUGUGGGAAACACAAGGUACUAUUUCCUCUGGUUGGCGUAAUGCUACAGUAGGCAUUGGUGCCAGAACUAAACCAUUCCAAAUUAUUUUCUAUGGUUUCCAUUUUGUUGCCUUCGAUGGAGCUGUUGCAAUCGAUGAUGUCAACUUUAUUAAUUGCGCUUAUGCCCCAUCACAACCUACCUGUUCUUUAGGCCAAUUCCGUUGUCAACGCGGUUCCUGUAUUCCAAAUGAUCAAGUCUGCGAUAUGACAAACGAUUGUGGUGAUAACUCCGAUGAAGCUUCAUGCUCAACUUAUAAGCAAUGUAACUUUGAAACUCCCAAUUGUGCUUAUUUGACGCAAGAUUUAGUCACUGAUCAAUUGAAUUGGACACGAAGAGCUGGACCUACAUUCAGCGUCUAUACUGGCCCCAGUCGUGAUCACACUCUUGGUACUUACAAAGGUUAUUACUACUACUUAGAAACAUCUGGACUUUUGCAAUAUGGACAAGUUGCUAAUCUAUUGAGCUCAGUUUUUGAUCUGACAUCUACCAGCAACUGUAGAAUGACUUUAUACUACCAUAUGUACGGUCAGACCAUUGGCAAUUUCGCCAUUUUAACUAGAACACAAAGUAACGGAACUAUGACUCAACUCUUUGCUAGAAGAGGUCCUCAAGGUGAUAUCUGGCGUAAAGUGACAGUGACUUUACCAUCUGGUAAAUUGACACAAUUAGUUAUCCAAGCUACUGUUGGCGAUAGUUUCUCUGGUGAUAUCGCAAUCGAUGAUGUUUCUUUCACUUCAACUUGCAAGUCUACAACACAAUCCUUACCCUAUGCUCCACCACUUCCACCCACUUCUGCACCACCACCAACAACUGCUGUAUCCCAUACUUGCAAUCUUAAUACACAAUUUAACUGCCGUAGCACUGGUAAAUGUAUUUUACUCUCUAAAGUUUGUGAUUUCAGACAAGAUUGUGCUGACAACAGUGAUGAAGUUGCUUGUAUACAACAAACUUGUUCAUUCGAACAAAGCAUGUGCGGUUGGCAAUCGCAAUCUGUCAAUGGUGCAUUUACAUCGGUCAAUUCAACAGCUAUUAAAUUCAAAUGGGAACGCCAUAAUGGUGCUACUCAUACUGGAAGCACUGGACCUAGUGUUGAUCAUACUUUAGGUACUAGUCAAGGCUAUUAUGUUUAUACUGAUGCAUCUUUUGGCCGAUUUACUGACGUAGCAAUAUUAACUUCUCCUAUCAUCGGUGGAACUGGUUCACAAUGUGUAGUAUCUUUUUGGUAUCAUAUGUAUGGCUCUCAUGUUGGCAGAUUAUCUCUUAAUGCUAAGCGAGGUAAUACUUUAACUCAAUUAUGGACAAGAAAUGGCGGUAGAGCUAAUACCUGGUACCAAGUAAGUGUUAAAGUUGGCCAAAGACAAAGUUUCCAAUUACAAUUUAGAGGAACACGAAGCUUUUUAUACAAUGGUGAUAUUGCUUUAGAUGAUAUUAAACUGAAUAAUUGCAUACAACCUAUUCGACAACCAGUAUGUCCUCAAACAACAUUUACCUGCGGUAAUGGAUAUUGCGUUGAUCCUAAAUAUGUUUGUGACUAUGCCAAUGAUUGUGGUGGCCUACAAGAUGAAACUAACAGCGUUUGCAGCAAGAAUGCAAUGGGUCGAUGUGGAUUUGAGCUGGAUGAAUGCUAUUUCUACCUUGAUACGCCUAACAAGCCCAAUUGGAUACGUCGUACAGGAUUAAUAUUCAAUGGGCCUAGUGGAGAUGUUGAUACUGGUGCAUCAACUGGCCAUUACAUGAACUUAAAUACCUAUUACCCGGCUCUAUCUGGCGAUGUUAGCCGAUUUGCAUCCCAACCAUUUAAAGCAGCAUCAUCCAAUGCUAACUGUUAUCUCCGAUUCUACUACUUUAUGCUUCCAGCUACAAAUGGUGGUCAACUGAAUGUUUAUACUCGUACUAGUGCUUCAGCAAAUGGUAUGAACACGAUAUUUUCAGUGGCUAAUGCUUCAGUUAACUACUGGAAUAGAGUUGCCGUCAAGAUUGUCAGUAGUGCUCCAUUCCAAGUAGUCUUUGAGGGUGUUGUUGGCACAAGGUACUCAGCACGCAUUGGUAUUGAUGCAAUUUCAUUUACAAGUGGAUGUGCAUUCGGUGGCAAUAUUCAAAUCCCUGGUAUUACCGUCAGACCACCUAAUUCAGGAUUCCCAACCCCAGGUUGUAGUAGCAAUAGCUCAUUUGGCUGUAAAAAUGGUAAAUGUAUCCCACGAAGUUCUGUCUGUAACUUUAAGAAUGACUGUGGUGAUAACUCUGAUGAAGCUAACUGUGGCACCAAUUGUAACUUUGAUACUGGUACUUGCGGCUGGUACAAUGCUGGCUACGGAUCUCGCCGUAACUGGACAAGAACUCUGGCUGGAUCCAAUCCUAUUUCGCGAGCACCCAAAAUCGAUCAUACCAGUAACUCUUCAUCUGGUUAUUACAUGUACAUGCGACCAAUGACUACCGGUGCCUCUUCAAUAAAUCGUUACGUAGGAAUGUUAGAAAGCGCACUCUAUGCUGCAUCAAGCCCACAAUGUACAAUGUCUUUCUGGUACGCAAAAUAUAGAAUCUACACUUACUAUUUCAUUGGCGUCUAUGUUCAAACUUCAACUCAAACUAUCCAGAUGGCAUACUUUACCAACGGUGAUAGCAAGGGAACAGCAUGGCAAAAAGCCACCGUUAAUAUUGGCAUCCAACAAAAUUUCCGCAUUUUAAUCGGUGGUUCAACCGGAUCAAGUAGGCUAUAUGGUCUAGCUAUGGACGAUAUUCAAUUCAACAACUGUUUUACAACUCAACGCGCCUGCACUCGCCAAGAAUUUAAAUGCGCUACAAGUGGCCAAUGUAUAUCUAAACUUUGGCAGUGCGAUCGCCAGAAUGAUUGUCCCGACGGUUCCGACGAGGCUCCAUCUGCAUGCAAAUACAACUAUGCCGAUUGCACAUUCGAUACUGGAUUCUGUAACUUCACCAACUUGCUCAAUGGUGAUUUCAACUGGACACGAGCAAUGACAACAAACUCUGGUUCCACCGGUCCAAACAACGAUCACACUACACAAUCGACAUCAACUGGCUACUUUGUUUUUACGGAAGCAUCAUUCCCACGCAACGACUACGACACAGCUUUCUUGGCUGGACCCACUUUACCUGCUAGCCAGGGAGUAUGCUGGAUUAAAUUCUGGUAUAAUAUGUACGGUGCUUCUAUGGGAACAUUGAAAGUUGUCAUCAUGGACGUAACAUUAAAUCGUACACUAAGUGUAGUUUGGCAAAAGUCUGGCAAUCAAGGACAAAGUUGGUACAGAGGUAAUGCAAUGCUCAACAGUGCUCAACCUUUCCGUGCUGUAUUCCAAGGAGUUCUUGGUACUAGUUUCACCAGUGAUAUGGCCGUUGACGAUGUUGUCUUUACACCAGGAUGUUAUGUUGGAGGAUCACCAAUCGUACCAUUGCCCUUAGUUAAUAACCAAUGUAACAAUCCCAGCUAUACAUUCUCAUGCCCCAUCAAUAAUAAAACUGUAUGUAUCCCCAACACAUGGCGUUGCGACGGUAUCAUUGAUUGCAACAAUGCUAUGGAUGAAGACCGUUGUGGAGUCCUCAACAGACCUUGUACUGCUAAUGAAUUCAAAUGUGGUAACAAUGGCGGUUGUAUUAACAGCACCCUACACUGUAAUGGUUUUCCCGAUUGCUAUGAUUCAUCUGAUGAAGCAGGCUGUCCACAAAUUGGUAGUCAAACUGCAAACGGAGGAGCUAUUGCUGGCGCAGUCAUUGGUUCUCUUAUUGCAGUAGCUCUGAUCGGUGGAAUUUUCUAUAUGUACAGAGCGGAUAAAUUGGGAUCAGUAACACAAAUCUUUACCAAACGUACCUUGGGAAAUCAAAAUUACGAAGCCUACCAAGAUGAUGAUAAAGAACCGACACUACGUGAUUUCAGCGAAACAACAGAAAGUAACAGUGGCGAUGGCCAAACGGCUGUAGCCAAUCCACUUUAUGAAAGCAAAGACGACGCUGAUAUCUACCAGUAA